AUGGUCCUGUUCAGUAUCUUUACUGAUGAUCUGGGCCAGGGGAUUGAGUCCAGCAUCAAGCAGCACUCGCUCUGCAUUCGCAUCGCACCGCAGCAUCGAAGCUACAGCCGGCUCGGGACAGCACGGUCACAGUCAGCGCUCCGAUCCUCGCCAGCCUUCGGACGCCAGCGCCCGCAGAGGCUCGGACAGCGCACUAUAAUCCACCCAUCGCUCAGAUCCUGCAACGCCGCAGCUACCGACCCCGCGCGUUUUCCGCGCAGGCCAGGUGGGCAGGAGCGGCAGGAAAAGCCUCGAACCUCUCCGCCGCCAGCCACCGGUUGUCCCCCACCGCGCCGGCAACCGCGGGGCCGAACCUGGCCGAGCCGCCGCCCCCGGGCGCGCAGCGGGGCGGGAGCGGAGCCGGCGGCCGCAGCCGGAGCCCGGCGGAAGGCAGGCGACGGCAGGAUGUAUGGGUUUAUAAAUACGUGCCUGAAGUCUCUGGUGGUUGAGAAGUAUGGUGAAGAAAUGUGGGAGAAAUUAAGACUGCAGGCUGGCGUCCAGGAUUCCUUCUUGACUUUUGAGGUUUACAGAGAUGAGAUCACAAUGCAGCUUGUUGACAAAGCCUGCAAAAUAUUGGGUGUUCCUGCUGACAUAGUUCUGAGAGAGUUUGGAGAGUAUUUCUUUGAGUUCUGCAAACGUUCAGGCUAUGACCACAUGCUGAGGACUCUGGGUGGCAACCUCUACGAGUUCAUAGAGAACCUGGAUGCACUCCACAGCUACCUGUCCCUUUCUUACCAGGAGAUGAACGCGCCGUCUUUCAGAGUGGAAAAGAAUGAGGACGGGUCAAUGCAUCUGCAUUACUAUUCAGACAGAAGAGGUCUGUGCCACAUUGUGCCAGGAAUCAUCGGUGCAGCAGCCCUGGAUUUCUUUAACAUUGAGAUUUCAAUGGAAAUAGUCAAUCAAGUGGAGGAAGAAGAAAGGACUGGGAAAAAAGAGCAUAUUGUGUUUCUUGUUACUCAAAACCCUGUGUUUUCAUACAAGGAAAGAAGUGCACUUUCAUGUUCAUCUCAGUAUCUUGCCGACGCUGAAAAGCAAGUUGAGAACCGAGCAAAGAAAGAGGAUCUUGAAAAAGCCAAGAUUACAGCCAGAGACAGAGGGAGCUCUGUUUGUCCUGCCAGGAAAAGUCACUGGAAAACAAUAAGAGGAAUCGUGGCAUUAGGAAAAGGUAAGCUCCUGAGAGGAUUCGAUCCUGUCUAUCCCAAAAGCCUCUGGGUUGACACAAAGACAUUCUGCAAUGGACUUCCUUUUCACAUGGUUUUUGACAAAGAGCUCAGAGUGAAGCAAGCUGGGGUGAGCAUUCAGAAGAUUGUUCCUGGCCUUCAGACCAUGGGCAUCUGCUUGGAUCAGUAUUUCAGCAUCGUACACCCUGAAGUGCCCUUCACCAUUUCUAGCAUUCAGAAGUUCAUCAACAGCCAAUUUGUUUUCCAGACCAGAAGAGAAAUGAUGCCAGAGUCAUGGAGACAUCGGCCAAUGCUAGAGCUGAGAGGCCAGAUGAUCUGGAUGGAGUCCCUGCAGUGCAUGCUCUACCUCUGCUCUCCUUUGCUUCGCACACUGCACGAGCUGGAGGAGCGCCAGAUGCACAUCGCAGACAUUGCCCCCCACGACGUGACCAGGGACUUGAUUCUUCUCAACCAGCAGCGGCUGGCAGAGAUGGAGCUCUCCAACCAGCUGGAGAGGAAGAAGGAAGAACUGCGGAUACUGUCGAAGCACCUGGAGGAAGAGAAGAAAAAGACUGAGGCUCUGCUCUAUGCCAUGCUCCCUCAGCAUGUGGCCAACCAGCUGAAGGAGGGCAAGCAAGUUGAAGCAGGAGAGUUCAAGGAGUGCACCAUACUGUUCAGUGACGUUGUGACCUUCACCAACAUUUGUGCCCAGUGUGAGCCAAUCCAGAUUGUUCUCAUGUUGAACUCCAUGUACCUGCGGUUUGACAGGCUGACCACGGUGCAUGACGUCUACAAGGUGGAGACAAUUGGAGAUGCCUACAUGGUGGUAGGUGGGGUGCCCGUGCCUGUACCCACUCACGCUGAGCGAGUGGCCAACUUUGCCCUGGGGAUGAUAAUAGCAGCCAAAGGAGUGCAGAACCCAGUUUCUGGAAGUCCUAUCCAAAUAAGAGUUGGGAUCCAUACAGGUCCUGUCUUGGCUGGAGUUGUUGGAGAAAAGAUGCCUCGGUACUGCUUGUUUGGAGACACAGUGAAUAUAGCUUCCAGGAUGGAGAGUCAUGGUGUCCCCAGUAAGAUCCACCUCAGCUCCAGUGCCUACCAGUGCCUAAAACACAAGAACUUUGAGAUGACUGAAAGAGGAGAAAUAGAAGUGAAAGGCAAAGGGAAAAUGCACACAUACUUCCUCAUCAGGAACAAAACUGCAACUGAGAAUGAGAUAAUGGGAAGGCCAUUGAAGGACUUAGAUUCUGGCCAUGAAUCUGUUCAGUCCUUUCAAGAAGGCAGGACUGAAGCCAUACCAAGCUGUCAGCAGACAGUUACCCAGACUCAGCCAGAGAAGGACCAGGCCCCAGCCAUUGCCAUGAAGUAUAGUGAUGGCCCCACAGAUCCACAAAACAGCCUCAAAAGAAGAAAUCAAGCCAAAAUUGCAGAUUUAACAGGUCUUUCAUUGGGUGAAGGCAUUCUGCGGUGGACGUGCAGAAAGAUCCAACACAACCUUGUAUUUUUCCAUCCUGAGAAGUAAAUAUUCUGUACUUUAUAGCAGCCACCAGUAAAAACCCAUCUGUGAGCUUUGGCCCAGCUGUCUGUGCUGGGCUUAGAUGACUGCAGAAGGACAUGCACAUAGUGGAGUUCUGUGGCAUCACAAUUCAUCACAGCACCGAAGGACUGCUCAAGACCUUCGGAUGAGUUGCAAGUCUAUUCCUCAUUUCCUUAACUCAGCUAAACAAACAGAAAGUUUCAGGACUGCAGAGGGAGGCUGACAGUGCUGGAAUUAAUGUUCUUCACUGAAAAUAAUAGCAUUAAAGAUCACCAUCACUCACCUGCUGUCAGAAGCUUCUCAGCUGAGUUACCUCCAUCCUGAUGCGUCCUUAGACUGUGCUUGAUCAGAAAUGGCAGAGAAAACUUUGAAGGUCACCUGUCAAGGACUUAAGAUGUAGGAACAAAAAGGACAAUGGUUUUAAGGGUUUUGGACUCCAUCCUUGGAGUAAGUGGAAUGAGCUAUUGCUGGGUGACUUUGGCAGGAGAUGCCCUACACAUCAAUUUUGGGCGUGGACUAACUGUCUAAGGAUGCAACCAUGAGACCACUUGAGCAAGGACUCACUGGAGAAGAUGACAGUGUUGCUCCUCUGUUGCAUUACGUUUCCAUUCUGUGUCUGCAGCAAGAGUGAGGGUCUUUAAACACCAAACAGCAAAGCAGGACUGAUGAAAGCCACCUCCUGCCCUCUCUAGUAUAACAAGAUGAAGUUCCACCUGGUUAAAUUAUCUCUUUAAAGCUCUGGGAGAGAAACUCCUCUGGGUGCUCUGCAGCUCUGUCUACAUUGGUGAGCAGUGCAGAGCAGGAGAGGAGGACUUGGAGAGCAAGACCAUCCAUGCUGUUGUCCACACUUGUAGGUAUUCCAGAGGCUUGUUAAGUGUGGUCCCACACUCUGAACACGUGUUAGCUAUUGGGGCACUUUAUAAUAGACAUGCAUUUGUUUUUAA
Messenger RNA from Pogoniulus pusillus (Red-fronted tinkerbird), 3677 nucleotides. RefSeq names its product guanylate cyclase soluble subunit beta-2-like. Bases 1 to 2718 code for a protein of 905 amino acids. Gene Ontology annotation, biological process: response to oxygen levels; cGMP biosynthetic process. Gene Ontology annotation, molecular function: guanylate cyclase activity; heme binding. Lineage: Eukaryota; Metazoa; Chordata; Aves; Piciformes; Lybiidae. The transcript has 18 exons. Gene Ontology annotation, cellular component: guanylate cyclase complex, soluble. The record is from RefSeq and is a predicted model, not a curated record.